This is a messenger RNA of Lontra canadensis (Northern American river otter), 285 nucleotides long. Its product is annotated as ubiquitin-60S ribosomal protein L40-like. NCBI's taxonomy places the organism in Eukaryota, Metazoa, Chordata, Mammalia, Carnivora, Mustelidae. Gene Ontology annotation, cellular component: ribosome. Gene Ontology annotation, biological process: translation. The annotation marks the transcript as partial. Gene Ontology annotation, molecular function: structural constituent of ribosome. The record is from RefSeq and is a predicted model, not a curated record. The transcript has 2 exons.
AGAAAGACCCUGGCGGGCAAGACCAUCACCCUCGAGGUUGAGCCCAGUGACACCAGUGAGAGCAUCAAAGCCAAAAUCCAAGUCAAGGGGAAGUCCAGCCUGCGCCUGGUGCUCUGUCUGCGGGCCGGCGCCGUCGAGCCUUCCCCCCGCCAGCUGGCCCAGACACACACCAGUGGCAAGAUCAUCGGCCCCCAGCGCUUUGCCUGCCCACACCCCCACGCUGUCCACCGCCGCAAGAACUGCGGCCACACCAGCCCCCUGAGCCCCAAGAAGGAGGUCAAAUAA